Messenger RNA from Oppiella nova, 1545 nucleotides. The record is from the annotation of a GenBank genome assembly. NCBI's taxonomy places the organism in Eukaryota, Metazoa, Arthropoda, Arachnida, Sarcoptiformes, Oppiidae.
AUGGCCUUAUUUUCGGACAAUGAGGUCUUCAAUCAAAGUUGUCGAGUGUUGACACCCAUUGGACUCAAGUCAAGCAAAUCUGUGGUCAAUUGCGAUCUCAUAGCACCAGUACGUCAAAUGUAUGACUACUAUCACUCGUGCUUCACGUUUUUCUCGCAAUAUAAUGAAGAAUCGGAUGAUAGGUAUAUCGUGGACAAGAAUAAGUCCCAAUACUUGACUUAUGAGGUGAAUAGGUUCACAAACGAGACCCAAGUGUUUAUGAUUGCAGUACUUCCGCCCAAACUACCGGUCCUACUGAUCAGACACUUACCGAAAAUCUAUUUCGAAGAGUUUGUCUCAUUUAUUGGAAGUCUCGUCAGUCUAUGCAUUCGCUAUUUCUCGACAAACCUCACGAUUGGACAGCAAAUGAGUUACUUAUUGACGGCUGAAGAGAUAUUCAUGAAUAAUAGCUGUCAGGUGUUGAGACCCAAGAGCUACAACUCAUCGGAAAAUACGGUUGACUGCCAAUCAAUAGCACCGAUACGUCAACACAUAGACUACUACCAGUCCUGUUUGACAUUCUUCUCGCAAAACACGUCCCACUCCUCCGACGAGGCAUUCAUAGUGGACAGGGAUAUGGUAUUACAGGACACGAUGUACUCGUUGGUGAACAUUGAGAUUCAUGAGAGUAUACCCCGAAUACAACUGAUAAUUCAUCCGCGAAAUGAAGUAAUUGUGAACUUCUUUAAGGAGAAUGCGUUGGAAUUAAACAGAGAGAAGGACUUCAUAACGACUGUCGAGUACUACAAGUCUAUCGUCCAGUUGUUACCCAAACCUUAUGAGACGGGAUGUGAGGACAAGACUAUUAAAUGCGAUUGUAUUGAGAGGUGCAGAAUACAGGGCUUUAAGCAGACGUUUAACAGAUGGCCGGGUCUCUGGAUCAGGAGGUGGGAGAGAUGUGUAGACAAGAGUGUCGGUCCCCUAUUGAGUGUAAUUCAGAAACAGAAACAUGAAGUGAUUCUUCAUGUCUACGAUUUGUCACGAAUUAACGAAUGGAUAAAUCUAUUGUCACAAGACAUGGGUGUCUAUCACACGGGUACUGAAGUCUAUGGUAAAGAAUAUUCAUUCGGCGGACAUCCCUAUGAUUUGAGCGGAAUAUUCAUAACGACUCCGAAAGAUAUGGAAUCCCUGAGUGUUAAUAAUGUUUUCAAAUACAAAGAGUCAAAAGCUAUCGGAUAUACAGAACUGAGCGAAGAGAAGGUGCAACAAAUUGUCACUGAAAUGGGUCGCAAAGAUUUCAAGGGAAAGGACUAUAAUCUCAUUCAAAAGAAUUGUAACCACUUUUCCGAUGAGUUUUGUAAGAGACUGUGCGGUAAAGGCAUUCCCAAAGAGAUCAACACUUUGGUCGAUACUAUAGCUCAGUAUCCAUGGAUUGAGAGACAAAUACCGGUCGAGUAUAUGACUCCACAGGCCCUCGAGAAUGACAUCAAACAGGAAAGGGAGAGAGACUUACAAAAACAAGACAAACAAGAGUCUACCGAUUCUGUCAGUGAUUCAAAAGAGUAA